This is a messenger RNA of Tyto alba (common barn owl), 1899 nucleotides long. It is a transcript of the gene CEP57L1, whose product is annotated as centrosomal protein 57 like 1. The record is from RefSeq and is a predicted model, not a curated record. Gene Ontology annotation, cellular component: centrosome. Bases 232 to 1653 code for a protein of 473 amino acids. Gene Ontology annotation, molecular function: microtubule binding; gamma-tubulin binding; identical protein binding. The transcript is spliced from 13 exons. Lineage: Eukaryota; Metazoa; Chordata; Aves; Strigiformes; Tytonidae.
CGCCGCGGAAGGGUAAGCAGCAGCGGUCGCUCCCGUUUCUGCACAGAGGUCGCUUGAUAUACAAAUGCAGAAUGGCGUUCUUGUUCCCUGCCAGAUGCCUAGUUAGCAGCAGCACAAGAAUAUGUGGAGAAAAAAAAAAUGUAGGGGUGGUAGUAGCAAACAGGAACUAGAGAAAUAUCAGUAUGAAUGCUUAGAAGGUGUGACACAAUGAAAUAUAAGGCUUAGCAGGCUAUGGAUUCUGAAUCAAAGAACAGUUUCAUAGGAAGCUUUCUUCAGCCACCAGAUAAGAUGCUUCCUGCAGCCUUUGCUUAUAUAGAAUCAAAGAAGUUGACAGCUGUUGGUGGUGACAGGCUUUCUACCCCCAAUAACCAAGCUGUGGUGGCAGCCCUGAAAACUCUUCAGGAAAAGAUCCGCCGUCUAGAGUUGGAGAAGUCACUGGCUGAAGACAAUCUGUGCAGCCUCUCCAUAGCAGCUUCUCAGUAUAAGAAGGCCUUGGAACACGUAUCCUACAAAAAGGACAUAGCACAUCAAGAACUGAUGCAACAGAGGAAAGAUAUAAGUAUGCAGUUAAAUGCAGCACAGUCUCGCUGCUCCCUGCUGGAGAAACAGCUGGAUUACAUGAGGGAAAUGGUUUCCAGUGCAGAACUGGAAAAGAAAAUGGUUUUAGAACAACAGGCCCAGCUUCAGAAAGAGGAAGAUCAGAACCGGUUGCAACUGCAUGCAAAACUUGAAAAUCUCAAAAUGCUAGAAAAAGAGUGUCUUAAACUUACUGCUACUCGUAGGAUUGCAGAAGACAAGAUCAAACACUUAGAAGAAAAUCUUCGUAAAGAAGAGCACCAGCAUAAGCUAAUACAAGACAAAACUGCUCAGCUUCAAACAGGAUUUCAGAUAAACAGAAUUUUGAUGUCUUCAGUAACAUCUCAAAAUGAACAUAAAAAGCAAAACAGGAAGAAGAAAAAAACUAAGAAGAGAAAUCCUACGAUGAAGAAAACACAUCUUUCACAAUUACAUGUAAAGGCUGGUGAACUACCUUUUGUGGCUGGGAAAUCUGUCAGCUCCAGCCAUUCUGUUAGUGCAAAUAUACAAAGUGUGUUGUAUAUUAUGAAGCACCGCAAUCCACGUAUUUCAUCACGAAGCCAAGGAGGAGCUACGUCUGGGAUUUCAGGACACAGUGCACUUUCAAAAUAUGUAUCCUCUUGUUCCGCAUCACCUACCACCACCAGAAGUCUUUCGGACCUUCUGUUGGCCAUACAAGAUGAGCUGGACCAAAUGAGCUUUGAGCAUCAAGAACUUCUGAAGCAAAUACAAGAGACUCAAGACUCCAAAGUUCGUGAAGAUCUGGAACGGGAACUGAAAUCCCUUGUAAAACAAAUAGAGAUUAAAGGAGAACAAAUAUCCAAGCUGAAAAAGCAUCAGUCUACUGUGCAGAAAUUAAAGAGAAAAACUCAGAAAAUGAAGCAAGGGGCAGCUCAUGUCAAACUGAAGUGUGGUGACCAAAUGGAAGCAAAAGAGAUUGCACUCACUGUAAUGGAAAGUAUGUCUAAAUCUUGUCCUGGACAGAAAAGCAGAAGCUCUCUUCAGCUGCUAAAAAAUGUGCAGAAACUUCAGUCAACACUGAAAAAAGAUGAUAUCAUGUGGGAACAAUACUUCUGAAGCUUACUGUGUUAGAAGUUUUUGAAGUUGUCUGACAGCUAGUAGAUUUUUAAUUUCACAAAAUACCUCUUAAAAAAAAAAUAAAAACUGUUUAGUAGGUCAGUUUGUUCACCUCAGAAUUAACUUUCAUAUAGGGUAGCUAUAAUUCAACUACACUGACUUGUAAUAAAGUGGGGUUUUGGAUUAAUGAAAUGCUUGCUUAUUAACUUGCCAAAUAAAAAUUGUAUACCUUUUUUACACUUAAAA